This is a messenger RNA of Aspergillus neoniger CBS 115656, 933 nucleotides long. RefSeq names its product histone H3 family protein. NCBI's taxonomy places the organism in Eukaryota, Fungi, Ascomycota, Eurotiomycetes, Eurotiales, Aspergillaceae. The transcript is spliced from 2 exons. Gene Ontology annotation, cellular component: nucleosome. The record is from RefSeq and is a predicted model, not a curated record. Gene Ontology annotation, molecular function: protein heterodimerization activity; structural constituent of chromatin; DNA binding. The coding region runs from base 125 to 682 and encodes 185 amino acids.
ACCGAACUUCAAGUGUCAUUGACUCGCCCGGUGCGAAGGAGUUCCAGAAAGCUACCCCUCUUUCGCCCCUCUCGUCUUGAACACCGAACCGGUCAAUUGCUCGUCAAGCGCUAAGGAAGUCAACAUGCCCCCCAAGACAGGUGGUCGCGGUCGCGGUCGCAAGAGCGUUACGGCGGCGCCGCGACAAUCAACAGCUGGCGACCGUGCUGCCGCAAGCUCCUCAACAGCAGCUACAACGGCAUCGCCGGCGGCCAAGAAAGUGCGCAAAUCCACUGGAGCGACUAGGGGAGGGAAAAGGCCUGCUGGAAAGGCACCCAGAGAGUCCGAUGUUCAGCCUGGUGACCCCACACCACAAGGACGUGUACGCCGCUACAAGCCCGGAACCGUGGCUCUCAAGGAGAUCCGCAAGUACCAGCGCUCGUACGAUCUGCUUAUCCAAAAGCUUCCUUUCGCUCGGCUGGUCCGCGAGGUCGCGCUUGACCUCCUCCCUUCAGAAGUUGGCGCCGAGCUGCGGUGGCAGUCGCAUGCGAUCCAAGCGCUCCAGGAAGCAGCCGAAGCUUUCCUUGUACAUCUCUUCGAGGACACCAACCUCUGCGCGAUUCACGCCAAGCGCGUGACCAUCAUGCAGAAAGAUAUUCAACUUGCUCGACGCAUCCGUGGUGUCUGGGGUGGUUUGGGCUAAACAUCACACCAAUAAAUACCCCUUCUAUCAUUCAAAAAGGAGAAGAAGAACAGGUCCAAAGAAAAGAUCGAAAUUCAGACAAAACGCCCAUGAACAAAAGCCAGUUUCUUGUCUACUUUCACCAUCUACCUACUCUACCCCACCACCUGUCUGAUUUCAUCUCUUUCUCUAUCUUACUUCUCUCCUUUCCGACUUUGUUAUAAUCCAACAGUGGGGAAAUCUCGUUCAUCAUCAUUUUAUUUUUGCUGCCA